AUGAUCUCAUCUAAGCCUCUGCUCCGUAGCAACAGCUCUCUUGUAAACCAAGUGUUGUCUGUGAUCAUCCAAAACAGGCCAUUUGAUGCAGAGCUAGCUCCUGCAGCUUCCAAUACUCAAAAUACCAACCAGCCAUGGAGCAUUGAAGCUGUUUCUGAGGUUUUGAGAUCUAUACCCAGAUUACUUUUCCAUUCAACCAGAUCCAUUGGUCUUCAAAAAAGCUUCAGACACCGUGCUCCUCUCAAGCAAAGAAACCUUCGAGAAGAAUCUAAUAAAGCUCAAAAUGGUGUUCUUGUUCUUGGUCCAGUUGCACAUAGAGAUCCUCAGAAGGUUAACUUAGGAUUGAAAAAAGCAUUGGUGUUCUACUAUUGGGUUGAGACCUAUUUUGGGUUUACCCAUAAUGCAAUAACUUGCCGAGAGAUGGCUUGUGCAUUGGCUAGAGCCAGUAGACUGAAAGCCCUUUGGGAAUUUCUCGAAGAUAUGGCAAGGAGAGAAAAUGGUGAGCUUGUGACAACUAAGACAAUGACAUAUUUGAUCAAAGUUCUUGGAGAAGAGGGAUUAGUUAAUGAAGCAUUAGCUGCAUUCUAUAGGAUGAAGCAGUUUCACUGCAAACCAGAUGUUUAUGCAUAUAACACAAUCAUUUAUGCUCUUUGCAGGGUUGGAAACUUUAAGAAGGCAAAGUUUUUGUUGGAGCAAAUGGAAUUACCUUCAAGAUGCCCGCCUGAUACAUUAACGUACACAAUCAUGAUUAGUUCUUACUGCAAGUACAGCAUGCAAACUGGGUGCAAAAAGGCCAUUAGGAGGAGGUUGUGGGAAGCAAACCACUUGUUUCGUGAUAUGCUCUUCAAGGGUUUUAUUCCUGAUGUUGUAACUUACAACUGUUUGAUUGAUGGUUGUUGUAAGACAAAUAGAAUUGAGAGAGCCUUAGAAUUGUUUGAUAACAUGAACAAAAAUGGAUGUCUCCCAAACCGGGUCACCUAUAAUUCUUUCAUUAGGUACUACAAUGCUGUUAAUGAGAUUGAUAAGGCUAUUGGCAUGUUGCGAAGGAUGCAAAAGAUGGACCAUGGGGUUCCCACUUCAAGUUCAUAUACUCCAGUUAUUCAUGCUCUGUGUGAAGCUGGAAGGAUGUUGGAGGCUAGGGAUUUUCUGGUCGGGUUAGUUGACGGAGACUCAGUUCCUGGAGACUAUACAUAUACCUUAGUUUGUAAGGUGCUGAACACAGCAGGAAAGAAUGAUCUGUUGGAUGAUGAAUUACAUAAGAGAAUUAAGGAUGGCAUUGACAAAAGAUAUAGACAAGUAAUGAAGGUGAAACCAUUGAUGUCAUGCAAAAAUGCAAUUUAA
Diospyros lotus (date-plum) is the source of this 1341-nucleotide messenger RNA. RefSeq names its product pentatricopeptide repeat-containing protein At1g77405-like. Gene Ontology annotation, molecular function: protein binding. Bases 1 to 1341 code for a protein of 446 amino acids. The transcript has a single exon. The record is from RefSeq and is a predicted model, not a curated record. Lineage: Eukaryota; Viridiplantae; Streptophyta; Magnoliopsida; Ericales; Ebenaceae.